UAGCAUUUCCACAACAUGGGAAGACGAAGUGACGGCAUGCUGGUUAUCCGUAAACCCUAGCGAGCUGGAAUAAAGACAGAUCCAUAGUUAAAUUUCUUGUGUGGGUAUUUGUUUAUUAGAAGCUGCCAAAAUGGUGAAGGAGCAGUUCAGAGAGACAGAUGUGGCGAAAAAAAUAAGCCACAUCUGCUUUGGGAUGAAAUCUGCUGAGCAGAUGCGACAGCAGGCCCACAUCCAGGUGGUCAGUAAGAACCUGUACAGCCAAGACACCAAACACUCCCCACUGCCCUAUGGAGUGCUGGACCACCGUAUGGGUACCAGUGAGAAGGACAGGCCCUGUCUGACAUGUGGGAAGAACCUGGCCGAUUGUUUGGGACAUUACGGCUACCUGGACCUGGAGCUCCCAUGUUUUCAUGUUGGCUAUUUCAAAGCCACCAUAGGAAUCUUGCAGAUGAUUUGCAAGACGUGCUCAAGCAUAAUGCUGACGAAAGAGGAGAAGCUGCAGUUCAUGGAUUUCUUGAAGCGGCCUAACCUGGCCUAUCUCCAGAAACGGGGGUUGAAGAAGAAGAUCUCCGAUAAAUGCCGCAAAAGGACAAUCUGUCUAAACUGUGCCGCUUUCAAUGGACCGGUGAAAAAGUGCAGCCUGCUGAAGAUCAUCCAUGAGAAGUAUAAAACAACUAAGAAGGUGGUGGAUCAUUUUGUGUCAGAAUUCAUGCAGUCCUUUGAUACGGCCAUCGAACAUAACAAACUGGUCGAGCCUCUGCUGACCAGAGCACAGGAAAACCUGAAUCCUCUGGUGGUCCUGAACAUGUUUAAAAGGAUUCCCCAAGAAGACAUCCCCCUGCUGCUGAUGAACCCUGAAGCAGGGAAACCCGCAGACCUCAUCAUCACCCGCCUCCUUGUGCCUCCUCUCUGCAUCCGACCCUCUGUGGUCAGCGACCUCAAGUCGGGCACCAAUGAGGACGACCUCACCAUGAAGCUGACGGAGAUAAUCUUCCUUAAUGACGUCAUCAAAAAGCAUCGUAUGACCGGGGCGAAGACCCAGAUGAUCAUGGAGGACUGAGACUUCCUCCAGCUGCAGUGUGCCCUUUAUAUCAACAGUGAACUUUCUGGCAUCCCCCUCAACAUGGCACCUAAGAAAUGGACCAGAGGCUUUGUACAGAGACUCAAGGGAAAGCAAGGUCGAUUCAGGGGAAACCUCUCAGGGAAACGAGUGGACUUCUCCGGCCGAACUGUCAUUUCUCCUGACCCGAACCUGAGGAUCGACGAGGUGGCCGUCCCUGUGCAUGUGGCCAAAAUCCUGACGUAUCCAGAGAGGGUAAACAAAGCCAAUCUGGAGCUAAUGAGGAAACUUGUCCGCAAUGGUCCGGACGUUCACCCCGGAGCCAACUUCAUCCAGAACCGUACCGCACAGAUAAAGAGGUUUUUAAAAUAUGGAAACCGUGAAAAGAUUGCUCAGGAACUGAGGUUUGGUGACGUGGUGGAACGACACCUGAUAGAUGGAGACAUUGUGCUCUUCAAUCGACAGCCCUCUCUGCACAAACUCAGCAUCAUGGCCCACAUUGCCAGAGUCAAACCACACAGGACAUUUCGGUUCAACGAGUGUGUGUGCACCCCGUACAAUGCCGACUUUGAUGGUGAUGAAAUGAAUCUCCACUUACCUCAGACUGAAGAGGCCAAAGCCGAGGCCCUGGUCCUGAUGGGGACCAAAGCUAAUCUCGUCACUCCAAGAAAUGGCGAACCACUGAUUGCUGCUAUUCAGGACUUUUUGACAGGAGCUUAUCUCUUGACGCUCAAGGACACCUUCUUUGACAGAUCAAAAGCCUGUCAGAUAGUGGCAUCAAUUCUUGUGGGAAAAGAUGAGAAAAUCAAGAUCUCUCUCCCGCGCCCCGCUAUCAUGAAGCCCAUGGCUCUGUGGACCGGAAAACAGAUCUUCAGCAUGAUUCUGAAGCCCAGUAAGGAGUGUCCAGUGAAGGCCAACCUGCGGACCAAAGGCAAACAGUACUGCGGCAAGGGAGAGGAUCUCUGUCACAAUGACUCCUUUGUGGUGAUUCACAACAGUGAGCUGAUGAGUGGCAGCAUGGACAAGGGCACUUUGGGAUCCGGCUCCAAGAACAACAUUUUUUACAUCCUGCUGAGAGACUGGGGACAGCUUGAGGCUGCUAACGCCAUGUCCCGCCUGGCGAGACUGGCUCCGGUGUAUCUCUCCAACAGAGGUUUCUCUAUUGGAAUUGGUGACGUGACACCUGGACAGGGUCUGCUGAAAGCCAAACAGGACCUGCUGGAUGACGGCUACAAGAAGUGUGAUGAGUACAUCGAAGCUUUGGAGACGGGCAAGUUACAGCAGCAGCCGGGCUGCACAGCAGAGGAGACACUGGAGGCUCUGAUCUUGAGAGAGCUGUCUGUAAUCAGAGACCGAGCCGGCAGUGCCUGUCUCAGGGAGCUCGACAAAAGUAACAGUCCUCUGAUCAUGGCCCUCUGUGGCUCCAAAGGAUCCUUCAUUAAUAUCUCUCAGAUGAUUGCUUGUGUGGGCCAGCAGGCCAUAAGUGGCUCUCGAGUACCUGAUGGUUUUGAGAAUCGCUCCCUGCCUCACUUUGAAAAACACUCAAAGCUUCCUGCUGCUAAAGGCUUUGUGGCGGACAGCUUCUAUUCUGGUCUGACACCCACAGAGUUCUUCUUUCACACCAUGGCAGGCCGAGACGGUCUGGUGGACACUGCAGUGAAAACUGCAGAGACUGGAUACAUGCAGAGACGUCUAGUGAAGUCUCUGGAGGAUUUGUGCUCACAGUACGACCUGACAGUACGCAGCUCCACGGGUGACAUCAUCCAAUUUAUUUAUGGCGGCGACGGCCUGGAUCCUGCUGCAAUGGAAGGAAAGGAUGAGCCGCUGGAGUUUAAGAGAGUUCUGGACAACAUUCGGGCGGUCUAUGCAUGUUCAGAUGAGCCUGCACUCAGUCAAAAUGAGCUGGUCCUCACUGCAGAAGCUAUCAUGAAAAGAGCUGAUUUCCUGUGCUGCAGAGACAGCUUCUUGGAGGAAUUAACUGACACAGGCUCAGAGAAGUACUUGGAGGAGAUAAAGAAAUUCAUUAAAGGUGUUUCAGAAAGGAUCAAGAAGACCAGAGACAAGUACGGCAUAAACGACAACGGCACUAGUGAGCCAAAAGUUCUCUAUCAGCUGGACCUUUGGUUAAUAGAACAUGAAGAGAUAAUUGGGGAAAAACCAUGGACUGUAUAUGAAAGACAGACACAGCAACUGGGAUGUCACCCAUUGAGCCCAGAUGGAACCAGGCUCAGCAGUAGGUGCCCUGUGUGCUCAGAGCAUCGGAGAGCCUGGCACUCAAAUGACACUGAAAACCUUUCACUUCGCCGGUGUAGCUUCAAUGAACAUCACUCUGGGGGUUCCUCGCAUAAAGGAAAUCAUCAAUGCUUCCAAGAACAUCAGCACCCCUAUAAUCACGGCUCACUUGGAUGUGGAAGACGACGCUGACUAUGCCAGGCUGGUGAAGGGGAGAAUUGAGAAGACUCUUCGAGGAGAGAUUUCUGAGUACAUAGAAGAGGUUUUUCUUCCAGAUGACUGCUUCAUCCUGGUGAAAUUAUCACUGGAGAGAAUCAGACUGCUGCGACUGGAG
Molecule: messenger RNA, 3626 nt
Organism: Amphiprion ocellaris (clown anemonefish)
Lineage: Eukaryota; Metazoa; Chordata; Actinopteri; Pomacentridae
Product: DNA-directed RNA polymerase III subunit RPC1-like
Exons: 27
Biological process (GO): DNA-templated transcription
Molecular function (GO): DNA-directed RNA polymerase activity; DNA binding
Source: RefSeq, a predicted model, not a curated record